Molecule: messenger RNA, 1231 nt
Organism: Chrysoperla carnea
Lineage: Eukaryota; Metazoa; Arthropoda; Insecta; Neuroptera; Chrysopidae
Product: meteorin-like protein
Exons: 5
Coding region: 1-1041 (346 amino acids)
Molecular function (GO): hormone activity
Source: RefSeq, a predicted model, not a curated record
AUGAAUUUUACAAAAUACAUUUAUCCAGAAGUGAAAAGUUGGGAAAGAUUAUUUGUUAAACAUUUGUGGUUACAAAAACGUACCACUACAUCAGCAACAAUGUGUUAUAGAAAUUGUUUUAAUAGUAAUAAUAAUAAUAAUUUAGUUAUGUAUAUUAUUUAUACUUUAGUGUUGUUAAAUCUUUGUAAAUAUUCUGUUGCAUCAAUUAUUAUGGGUGAUAGCUGUGAUUGGUCUGGAAGUGGCUUAGAUGCAGAAUCAGAAGAUGGUAAAGCUGGAGUCACGCCAAUAUAUUUAAGGUGUACGGGUGGUGAAGUGAAUUGGAUCUAUCCACGAGGUGCAUUAAGAAUAUUGUUAAGGUUACCAGCUGGUGAUAAUCGUGAAUUUAAAGCCUGUAUAAAAUUACGUGGUGAUAAAGAUAUUGCUCGAAUAUUUUUGGAAGGGCAACGAUCUUUACAUUCGUUACAAUUAGAACCAGGAUCUAAUCAAAUAAGAUGCUUUCAAAGUCGAAAUAAUCAAGCAGCAUUAUAUGUGGAGUCAACCGAUUUACAUGGUUUGAAGAAACAUGUUAUCGAAUUGGAAUACGAUUUACAACCGCUACCCGAAGGUGUUACACAUUAUGAUCCAUACGAAGAAUGUCGACCAUGUAGUCAUGAAGAAAUGGUACACGCUUUCUGCACGAGCGAUUUAGUAACUCGUGGUAUAAUUAAACAAGUUGAACAUUCUGAUGAUUUGGAACAAUCAGCAUUAAAUGUUCGUGUCACAAAAUUAAUACGUCACAUACCAAACGGUUUAGAUGAAGAUGAAAAUGAUUAUCAUCGUAAAGAAAUUGUUACACAUACAUCAGGUCGUACAGCACGAUCUGUAAACAUUUAUGUGGCAUCACAUUGUGGCGUUAGCCAUGGUAGUGGUGAAUUUGUUUUCAUGGCACGUCGACGAUUAGGCGAUUUAACAAUGAAAUGUGCACCACGUCUUGAAGAUUGGAUGGAUACUAUACGAUUAAUGAAAGAUCAAGGAAAAGAACUUUGUGUUUUAAAUAGCUAGUAAAUUGGAAGGAUCAAUGAAAAUGGAUGAAGAAGAGCAAAUAAUUUACAAGAGCAAAAGAAAACAAACAAAAUUUAUUUAUUACUUAACGUUUUUUGUUUUGCAAAAUCUUGUAAACUAUUGUUGAAAAAUUAAUGUGAUUAUUUAAAAAAAAUCUUGCCAAAUUAUAGACUUUUGUAUAAUGUUUGCA